AUGCCACCCCGCUGCUUUAUCAUCCGUCACGGCGAAACCGAAUGGUCCCUCAACGGGCGACACACCGGUGAAACGGAUCUCCCGCUAACAGCCAACGGCGAGAAGCGUAUCCGCGCAACCGGGAAAGCACUCUUCGGUGAUGACAGACUUGUUGUUCCCAAGAAGCUGGCACAUAUCUUCGUCUCACCCCGCACCCGCGCCCAACGGACCCUCGAACUCCUCGAGAUUGGCUGUCGUGAACGACUCCCUUGGACCGAGCAGCGUAAGUCUGAAGAGCAAGAAGCUAUUCGGACUGAGGCACGCGUGGAGAUCACCGAUGCUGUGCGCGAGUGGGAUUACGGUGAUUAUGAGGGGUUGACUAGUAAGCAGAUUCGGGAGAUUAGGGCUGAGAGGGGAGAGGGGCCAUGGAAUAUCUGGACAGAUGGAUGUCCUGGUGGAGAAUCCCCCGAAGAUGUCAUCCGCCGUCUUGACGCUCUGAUCGCCGACAUCAGGACGAAAUACCAGAGUUCCUGCUUUGGAAAGUCCGAUGAUACCAAGGGUGAUGUACUUGUCGUUGCGCAUGGACAUAUCCUGCGUGCAUUUGCUAUGCGCUGGGUUGGGAAGCCGUUGACAGAGACAUCGCUGAUUCUGGAGGCCGGUGGUAUCGGCACUCUCAGUUACGAGCACAAUAGUAUCAAUGAGCCGGCUAUCAUUCUCGGCGGGCAGUUUGUUGUUGACUGA
Penicillium nucicola is the source of this 720-nucleotide messenger RNA. Its product is annotated as histidine phosphatase family protein. Gene Ontology annotation, molecular function: sedoheptulose-bisphosphatase activity. Gene Ontology annotation, biological process: ribose phosphate biosynthetic process. The record is from RefSeq and is a predicted model, not a curated record. Bases 1 to 720 code for a protein of 239 amino acids. Lineage: Eukaryota; Fungi; Ascomycota; Eurotiomycetes; Eurotiales; Aspergillaceae. The transcript has 4 exons.